Messenger RNA from Folsomia candida, 1268 nucleotides. RefSeq lists its product as uncharacterized. The coding region runs from base 39 to 1250 and encodes 403 amino acids. Lineage: Eukaryota; Metazoa; Arthropoda; Collembola; Entomobryomorpha; Isotomidae. The transcript is spliced from 3 exons. The record is from RefSeq and is a predicted model, not a curated record.
GUGAAAAGACUAAAGAGCAUGAAGGAACACGGGGUACUAUGUUCAACGACCGAGUAGUUCAGACCUUUAAAAGGCUGGUCUAUCUCGAACAGAUUACACAAUCAGUGUUAUGUGAGUGGAAACAUGACAAAUUUAUCGUUACUAAAUCAAAGCGAAAAAUCUGCCAAUUUUACUUUGGCGUUGGUCUCACCUUGUUGUACAUAACUCAUCUUUGUGUUCAGUUUGCCUUACAAUUACACAGAUUCAGUAAUUUGGUAGACUUUUUCUGGACCAUUUUAUGGAUGUUAUACUUUUUUUGGUCAUUUGGGAAUUAUGCUAAUCUCAUAGCUAAGCAGAAGGAUGCUGUAGCAUUUUACCGAGGAAUGGUGACUCUUGAUACUCAUUUCGCAGAAACGAUCUUGCCUAUAAAGCAUGAAACUUCAAAGGAGGAGAAAAAGCCAAGACAUAUUUUACAGGAAAUUAGCAUGAUGGAGUGGUUAAUGAUCAUUGAGGACAUGAUGUACAUUACAUUUGGGAUUUGUGGAGCACUGAUAGCCGUUGUAUUAUCGCACAAGCCACAAUUCAUUUCAAUCCUUUGGGAAAAUCAUACCGUGGGAUUUUUAACGUUUUUAGCAGGAUUUCAAUUUUAUACAAUAGAAGCGUCUUGUGGUUCCAUAAUUUUUUGUAUUAAUUACGCCGUACUCUACAUGAUUGCCGCGUGUCACUGGCUGAAGACUUUGCGAAGAUUAAUGAUGAAUAUUGGAAUAAAUACGGGUCAAAAACUUGACAUAUUCUGCAUCUUGGGCUGCUACAAAAAAUUGCAGAUUCUCAACGCAAGCUUAAAUACAGCUCAUGCAUCGUUUCUCUGUCCUUUGAAUUUAACAAUGUUCUUUACUACGUCAAUCUUAACCAUGUUCGGAGCUAUUCGACUCAAGGAAGUUGCCACACUGGCAGAAUAUAUUUUGUUUCCAUUAGCUUGCACAUUUCUAUUAACUUUGUUCUCAGCACUGCUCUUCGGGUCUGAACUAAUUUACGAUUACUCAUCAAAAUUGGUCAGUCAGCUGAAAAGAUGCCAAAUUUAUAAUGAUACCGGAAAUGCAAGGAUUCAAAAAAUGUUCAGGAGAGAAGUUGCAGCACAAAAAUCAUUUGGGAUUCGGUUCGGAACAAUGCAACAUCUAACGAAAGGCACAGUUUUAGUUAUUUACGAACGUUUAUUAAACUAUGCUGUGUCACUACUCAUUACUUUCCCUCAUUCCUACUUUCACAAGUAGUAAAUAAAUAAAAUAAAA